AUGUGGGGUUUCUUCGCGGCAGUGAUCGUCCUAGUGGUGGCGGCUGUGGUCAUGCUGCUUCGGCACUACACGUCCAAGGAAUGCGGGUGGGACGUUUAUCUGUCAGCUGGCGUCGCCUGGCUGACGUCCAUGGGGGUCCUGGCGCUCGUACCGAUCGAUGUGUGGGCCGCUCUCUCAGGUUACGAGAUUCAGGCCAUCUGGUACUUGUGGCAGCUGUCCUAUUGGACGACCUUCGUCCUCACCUGGGCAGUCAUUCCAAUUCACCAAGGCUACGCGAACGCGGGCGACUUCACCGCGGUCGCCAAGCUGCGGACCUCCCUGCGCGACAACCUCACGUUCUACGCCGUCAUCGGCGCGGUCGGUCUCGUCGGGGUCACCGCGCUGGUGCUCAGCGGCAAGUUCUCCCUCACGCGCCUCCCGGGACUCGGCAUCGCGCUGUCCAACGCGUUCGGGCUCUUCGCUGGGCUGAUCCUGAUGUCGUACGGGCUGGUGGAGCUCCCGCGGCGGCUGUGGCGUCGGUCGGAUCCGCACCGCCACGCGCAGUUCUGCAUGUACAUGGUCGGGCGCAACAGCGAGAAGCUCGAGAGCGCCGCGUUCGAACUGACCAAGGCGCUGCGGGUGGUGCACGCCACCAGUCAGCAGAUGCACCGGCGCGACCCGCUCCAGCCCUACAUGGACAAGAUCCGCGGCUACGCGGACAAGCACUCUCUGCGGCAGGCGGGCGCGGAGGCCGGCCGCGGCCGCGGCAUGGACGACCUGGAGGGCGCGGACCUGGACUACGGCACCGACCUCGACGGACUCGCGCAGCUGCGGCGGCGCCUGAAGGUGGCCGUGGCGGUGUACGAGGGUGCGCGGGAGGAGUACAAGGCCGCGGUGGUGGAGGCGAUCGAGAUGGAGGACAUCUCGCGGCAGCUGAAGCCGUCGGGGGGCCUCGGGGCGCGGGGCGGGGGCGGUCCGGCGGUCCCGCGGGAGGACACGUGGUCGUGGAGGUACAAGUGCUACGCGCGGCCGUGGGCGUGCCGGCUCGGGGCGCUGGUGCUGGGGCUCGCGAGCGCGUCGAUCCUGCUCGCGGAGGCCACGAUCUCCACGCAGCAGGACCCUGACCUCUCCGUGUUCUCGAGGCUGAUCAAGCAGGGCAAGCACAGCGAGCUGGGGUUGCAGGCGCUGGUCCUGCUGCCGCUGUGCUACAUGUGCGCCAGCGCCUACUACUCCCUCUUCCACCUCGGCAUCUUCAAGGGGGUCUACUACCUCGUACCAGGACACUCGGCGCCGCUGAGCCUGCUGAUCAACGCAGCGCUGAUGUGUCGGUUCGCGGCCCCGAUCUGCUACAACUUCCUCAACACCAUCCACUCGGGCGACGGGUCGCACCCGACCAAGUUCGAGCAGAUGAUGCAGUCCAUGCAGGACCUGCCCUUCUUCGGCGGCGAGUUCAACGUGUACUACCCGCUCGUGGGCGUGGCGUUCACCGCGCUGGUCCUGCUCAAUGCCUGGGACCGUCUGGCGUCCGCCUUCUGCUGCUGCUUCGGGGGGUACCAGAGGUUCCGCUUCGACAAGGACGAGCCCGACGACGAACACACCGAGCGGGGCCGCACGAUCGUUCAGCAGGAGCGGGGGGCUCUGGAGCGCGGCGGCGACAUCGGGGACACGCUCGGACUGGGUGCGCUGGGGACGUCCGCGUUCGGUGCGGCGGGGGCGGCGCUGCAGUACGGCGGGUACAACACGGGGGCCACGAGGGAGGCUGGGCGCCCGCGGGAGGCUCCGGCGGGGUCGCGGUGGUGGUGGAACAAGUUCCGCGCGGUGCCGCAGCAGGAUGAGGUGCAGAGCACGCAGGGCACGGGGAGCCCGCGGCGCGGGAUGCUCUCCAACGUGCUGGCGCGCGUCAGGGGCGAGGGCGACGGCGCGGGCGGGGCGCGGCGACAGGGCGACCCGCUCGAGCGGAUCUUCGGCGACCUCGGCCGAGACGCGCGCGGGGCGCCGUCCCGCGGGGACGACGCGCGUCUCGACGACGAUGACUUGGACGGGAAGGGGGGCGCGUUCCGAUGGUGA
Molecule: messenger RNA, 2046 nt
Organism: Pedinophyceae sp. YPF-701
Lineage: Eukaryota; Viridiplantae; Chlorophyta; Pedinophyceae
Source: the annotation of a GenBank genome assembly